UGGUAACUUUCAGUCGGGCUCUGACGUGCGUAGCGUGAAGAUGUCGGAUGUUGUUCAGUGGCUGCUCUGGCGGCCGCGCGUAUCUAUAGACUAAAAUUCGGGUGAGCUAUCUUUCGUAACGACGUGUGACAUUUUCGCAAACCGUCGAAAAGUUUAUACGUUUCAAAGGCUGCCACCGAAAAAAGGCGUAAGACGAAGAACGUGCGUCUGGUAGUCCUCUUUUCGCGGUGGUCACGGUUGUCGCAGUGGUCGCGGUGGUCGCGGUAAACCGCCGCAACAUUCACGUGUUUUCUAGCCUGAUUAACCGGUAUAUCCGAGUAAUCGAAUCUCAAGCAUCGGAAAGAUGAGACUUCCGCGAAUGUUACUCGUCGUCGCCUACCUACUGCGAUGUCACAUCGCUCGUUCGACAGCCGCACCCACGAGAGCUACGAAUCCGGCUUUGUUGGGUGAAGUCGCUAUUACGCUCCAGGAUGAUGUUACAACGCAGGAACCUAUUCUUAAAAAAUGCAUCGUAGACGGAAAUACCUAUUCUCACAGUCAAACGAUACCAUCCUACGACAUAAAUUCGCAUUGUCUAUGCGUCGUCGGCGAAAUUUACUGUUGGUGGCAGAAUUAUAAUCCGACCAGCACUUCAUCGCUCGACUUGUCUUCCUUGCGAUCGACCGCGAUGGAGAACAAUUAUACUUCAACUCUAGAAAUGAAUACGGACAUUGUGAACGAUUUUGAAGCUUCCGGGAAUUUUGAUUCAUCGAUUAGGCAACAAGGACAUGUACAAACUAAUGCCACCUUGUCGAUUACGUCUCCUGUACCGAUUACUUGCCUUGUCAUGGGGAGAGAGUAUCGACAGGGUGAGAUUCUACCACACUCGACCGGGAACUGCGUCGAAUGCAGCUGCGGUUCCGAAGGGCGCGUCGAAUGUUCACCGAGAAAUUGCGUGGCACUGCGACCUGAGAUUUUGGUCGCACCCGAUAUAUCCGAGGCGGCCGACAGCGACUUUGAAGUUUUCAACUUAGCACGGGAUCGAGGCAUCGAUGAGAGUUUCUAAAACAUUCGAUAACGACCCACCCGCCGAAUCGUAAAAACUUGUUUACCUUUGAUUAUCGCAAUGUCAUUAAUGUUGUUGAAAGAUCAACCAAUAGAAAGUCAUUUAAUUGGACGCAAAGAUAAUUUUAAAGUAAUUUUAAAAGAGCAAUUUUAAUUUAUGUUGAUUCUUUUAUGGCAGGCGAAAAUCGAAUAGUCGAUGAAUCGAAUGAAAAAAAGUAAAAAAUUAUAAAAUAAUUUUAUAAAAAGAUUAAUUAUAGUUUAUUGGUCGUCUUGAUAAACAAACGAGAUUCAUCUCAAAAUCUAUCGAGUUUCAAAUUUCUACUAUAAUCCUUUGAAGAUUAGAUAGGAUUGAUCCUAUUUCUAAUCUUCAAAGGUUUGAAAAUAUUCAUCUCGCAUUAUCCGGAAAAUUUCAUCGAAUAAUGAUGCUGUAUAAGCAAACCCAAUGUAUUUUGUCCUACAACUUGGAGUAAUGACGAUAGUAGAAAACUAUCUAGUCCGUACGCUUUAUCAAUUUGCUUACGUACAAUCUUUUCAUGUACAUAUGCAAUAGUAUAACAUUGCGCUAUAUGAUUCAACGCAGCUGCACUUGUAAAUAAUGGAAGCAGUUAAUAGCGAUAUUUUUUGUUUCAUCCUUUCCACACCCUUGGUCUCUAGUCUGCAUGUGAUCUCAAAUAUUUUAUUAUAAUUUUAUGUUUAAAAACGACAAAUUAUUUGAAUAUGAAUCUUAUAUUUACACGAGUUUGCACUUGGCAAAUUUUGUUAAGUAAUGAUUAUAAUUUUCUUUUGUUGUAGGAGAGAAUCGUUUUCUCUCAAUCGAGGAUAUGCUUUCAGUUUUUCGUGUUGUAUACCCAUUUAAAAUGGCAUUGAAGGCAUAGUUCUAGAACAUCUAGAAUGUCUAGUCUAGAUAGAUCUAUAAAACCCUCAAUGAGUGAGAACAGAGAGCUAAAUGUUUGGCUAAAUUUUCUUUUUACUUAACUUUAUUAAUAUCUUUCUCUUAUUGUUAAUUACUGAUAAAUGGAUAAUUUCUAAUGUAAUGAAUACUUUCCAUAUAAAAAGGAAAUAUGUAUUAAAUAAUUUUAGUAUAUUCAUUUCUUUAUUUUAUUAAUUUUAAAAGAGAGCUCAUUACAUUUUUCAUGUAAAUUUUAAUGAAUUUUUUUUUUUGGUUAAUUUGGAUUUGAAUCGUAGAUAUAUUUCACAAUUAAUGAUUUAUCUAAAAGAUUUAUAUUUGUAUAGAUGCAAAAAGGUUUUUGUAGACAUCGGCCUAUAAAUCUAUAAAUUAUAUAAUCACAAUAUGCAAAUACGUACAUCGGUCUAUCAUAUAUAGAUCAAUAGAGAAAAAUAAUUUUACUGGGUUUAAUCACGAUUAAUCGAUUAUUCAAUAUAAUUCGACUUACAAAAUUUAAUAAUAAUUUUUGUCAUAUUUAUCACAUUCUAGUCAGCUUACAGUCAAAUAUUCUAAUCGAGAUCGUAUAAUUUAUUUCAUUUUAUAUAUACAGAAUGUCCGGAAUCGGUCGCACCAUCCGUCGUGUGAAGAUAGAGCAGAUAAAAAUGAGAAAAAGAGUCCUAUAUCAUUUUUUUUCUAUAACGCUUAAUAAAGAAAUUAUUAUUGAGUGAAGUCUGAUCAAUCAGCGCCGACUUUUAACUGGACAUACGUCAGUGAGCCGCACGCCUGGUAGUGGUGCGUCAUUGUAGCAGCAGAGCGCUCUCGCACACUACCAGGUGCGUGGCUCACCGACGUGUGCCUGGCUAAAGAUCGGCAAUGAUGGGCUAGGCUUCACUCAAUAAUAACUCUUUUAUUAAGCGUUAUAGAAAAAAAAUGGACUUUUCUUCUCAGUUUUAUCUGUUCUACCUGCACAUGACGGGUGGUGCGAUCGAUUCCGAGCACCUUGUGUGUAUAUAUAUAUUAUAUAUUAUAUAUUAUAUAUUUAAAACAAAGUGAUGUCAACGAGUAAUGAAAACCCCUCAGUAACAAUAAUUUAUAUGAUAUAUAGAGAUAUACGAGAUAUAUAAGAGAAUAGAGUGAAUACUUGAAUAGAGUGAUAUACACUUAAAUUAAACGAUAAUUUUUUUAUACUAUUUAUUCCCAAGGAAAUUAUUAUUGUUCCUACCGGCAUCUCCACUCUAAACUGUUUGCUUAUGAUUAACAUUAGCAAUGCCAGAGGUGCUGCAUUAUUGAUCUUGAUAUUCUUAUUAAUCCUAACAGUUUUAGGCAUAUAGGAUAUUGUUAUUCUCGGUCGUUGGCAGGCGUAUAUUGUGCGAAAACCGAUCGUAAAAUAUGGCAACUUUCAAAUCUUGCAUUACAUUAGGACUCGGAUAAUAAAAUAAAUUUCAAACUGUUUCAUUACUUUGUGUGCAACUGUCACAAAUGUGGCAAUUGAUGAAGAUACUCAAUAACUAUCCUUUUCCAGAUAUUUUUUGUUUCUUUAACUUUUUAUGUUACACAAGUUAUCCGAACUUUCCUCUCUCUGAAUUUUUUAAUCUAAAUAUAGGAAAACUAGUAUAGAUAUUCUUAUAUACAGACUAUUUAGAAAAGUAUGUUAUAGGUAUACCAUUCAAAUGCCGUAGCUUGUAUUCUCAUCGCAUAUUCAGCGUUCAUACAUAGUAGAUCUUUUGUUUUAUAUAAAUUUCGUUCUUUAUAUAUGUAAGAGCAUUUCAUUCGACGAUUUAUAAUUUACCACAAAAUUCAAAAUAAUAUUCUAUUUACAAUUUGUAUGUAUUAUGCAUUACAGAAACAUUUGAGUAACGUAAAAUGCAUAUAUAAAUCAAAAUAUGUAUAUGCGUAUAUCAGAAAAUAUUAAAACAUGUGAUGUAUUGAAUUAUCAGUAAAAUACUGUCUUGAAUUUUGUUGCGAAUUAUAGAUCGCCUAAAGAACUCUUAAAAUAUUUUUACGUGUAAAGUAAAUAAAUAUUUAUUUAAUGCUUAAUGAAUAUAUGAUGAGUAUACGUAGCUAUUAGAUUAUACAAUCAACUGAAAUAAUCACAUCAUUAAAGAAAAAAUAACUAAUCUCCCAACAUUCAAGUAUAUGAAUAUAAUCUUUCGACUCAACAUAUAUAUGCACAAUAUUAUAUAUUUAUAUUCCAUAUAUAAAUUCGUACAAUAUUCAUACAUACAGUAGAAUAUUACAUGUAUAUUAUAUAUACACAUAUUAUAUAGAUCAUUCAAAGAAUCAAGUAUAUUAAGAGAUAACACUAUGCAAUUCACGUUAUAAUAACGUAAAAUUAAAACUGAUGAAUUUGCAAUUUUAUAGGCAAAUCACGACGUUUACUUUUAUAAUUACACCUUUUGCGUUCAGUUUUGUAAACUCUCUCUAGCUAGUUUCAAAGAUUGCAUAUAUACUUGUGAUUAUGCAAAAUAACCGUGCGCGCGAUGUUCCGGUUGUUGUACAAUUUUCGUAUAGCAUGUUGGUGAUUUAUAAUGUCUUUGUUAAACAAAUAAAACAUAUUUCUAGAGUAUUUUAUUAUAUCGGAAGAUCAUUCUUCAACGUGAAAUAAUUGAGAAAUAAGUUUAGUGUCCCUCUUUGUAACUAAAAGGAGCCAUAUGAAAAAGUGAUGACAAAUAUAUUAUAGUUGUAUACUUUUAUGACCACAAUGAUGAUGAAAAAAUCGAUUAUUUAUGGAUAGUUACAUAGAUGGUAGUAUCUAAUGUGAUAUACAUAUAUAUAUAUACACAUACACACAUAUCCCAAAAAUAACUUUGUCUAACAAUUUACAAGUUUAAUUAGGUCGGAAAAUUUAAUUUCUUUUUCAUGCCAGGGCUAACCGAUCUAUAGAUGCCAUUAUUCGUUUCAAAUAGAGGAUAGAACACGCACAGAGAUACAAAUCGGCAAUGUUUGUGUGUGAUUAAGUGUUUGUUAACAAUUGAAGGAACAAAUAAAUAAAGAAAUAAAAAUUAGAUAUUACAAUCUUUUGUGUUUGUUAAAUUAAUUUAGAAAUUAAGUUGAUGAUCUUAUAAAAAAAAUCAAUCGAUAAGAAAUCUUGUAAAACAGAUGAAGAAUAGAUGAAAUGAAAUAAGCAAAGAAAUAGAUUUUUACAGAACUUAAAAAGUUAUUGAUAAAGUAGUAUUGAUAUAGAAGUAUUCAGAACUUUAAUUGUAAUGUCCUUAAUAAUAUAUUCUCUUUUAAAUUUUCGAUUUGUUCCAUUCGUAAAUCAAAAUUAAUACCUUGAGAAAAAUAGAACUUGAAACAGUUUUUGAUUCGUUUACUUGUUACAUAAAAGACAUGCAUAUCAGUUUCAUCUGUUUGUUCCUUCAAUUAUCGCAUUUAUUUAACAUUUAUCAAUCUGUCUAUAUAUAUAUAUAUAUAUAUAUAUAUAUAUAUAUAUAUAUAUACAUAUUUUGUCUGAUUUUGAAACCUAUAAUUUCUAUAUUUAAGAAAGUAAUCGCCAAUGUAUGUUGGAUUAUUAUGAAGGAAAAACGUAGUUAUGGGGGAAUAAUAUUUUUGAAUAUCCCUCUUUACAAGGAUUCGUUAUGAAAUAAUUAUAGAAUAGCUUUCAGUAUCAAUUAUAUCGACAAAAUCCACAUUUGUCGAAUCGACCAUUUAGUGUACAGUGCACUCUUUGUGUGCUAUAAGUUUACUGUAAAUUUUUUUAAAAAAUUCUUGUAAAAUGAAAAUGGCACAUUAUCGCGGGACCAUCUAUGUGGAAAUGUCUCACUCAUUAUUGCUUUUGUCCACAUUUGAAUAAUGGAUAUAUCUCAUAUGUCUUCCAAUCAUCUUAAGCGCGAUAUUAUUGUGUUUAUAAUGUAUUCCUGCGAUUAUAUGUCAUCACAAAACAACACAGUUAUAUUCCAAAUAAAGGAAGAUCUCACAAUGUG
Cataglyphis hispanica is the source of this 5853-nucleotide messenger RNA. RefSeq lists its product as uncharacterized. The coding region runs from base 344 to 1045 and encodes 233 amino acids. The record is from RefSeq and is a predicted model, not a curated record. The transcript has 4 exons. NCBI's taxonomy places the organism in Eukaryota, Metazoa, Arthropoda, Insecta, Hymenoptera, Formicidae.